CAUCGGAAAGCUCUCGGUUCAAGGCGAAAUGCGUCUCUAGUCUGGCAAUCUACGCUCCCUUGGGACAAACAAACAGUCAGUCAUUCAUCAUGCUGACCGUUGACAACUUCAGCAGCUGCGGUUGAACCGCAUGACCCUUCCCUUCCCUUCCACCGAGCGACGACAUACCGCCGACGUAUUCUACCGCGAAAUCGAGCUGUCCAGUAUGGAGAAGGUUCAGCGGGAGAUCGAGAGAACGGACCCCGAUGUCCCUUUCAGAGCGACCGACAAGCAUGUCCAUCACACCUGGGCCAAGACAUUUCAAUCGCGACCAGAGCUGUACAUCAAGCCGCGAACGCUCGCCGAGAUCCAGAAGAUUGUAACUCUCGCACGGAGAUGUCGCAAGAGACUUGUGAUCGUUGGUUGCGGUCACUCGCCCUCCGAUUUGACUUGCAGUAGUAGCUGGAUGGUGAACCUGGACGACUUCAGUAAGGUGCUCAAAGUCGAUAAAGCAAAGAAGACACUGUUGGUGGAGGGCGGCAUCAGACUACGGAGGCUGAACGACGAAGCCAACCAACAUGGCUUGACGAUGCGAAACCUCGGCAGCAUCGAUGAGCAGAGCAUUGUAGGCGCAAUCUCAACUGCGACACACGGUAGCAGCUUACGGCACGGCCUUCUCUCUGACUCCGUCCGGAGCUUGAGGAUAGUCCUCGCCAAUGGCCAGGCUGUACGAUGCAGCAGAGAUCAGAACCAGGAGCUGUUCAAGGCCGCACUCGUCUCCCUCGGCGCACUUGGCAUUAUCGUCGAGGUCGAGUUUGAAAUGGUCAAUGCGUGCAACAUCGAGUGGACACAGACACUGCUACCCCUCAGUGAGAUUCUGCAGACAUGGGACAACAUCCUUUGGACGCAGAAAGAGUACACGCGAGUGUGGUGGAUGCCAUACAUGAAACGUGCUAUCGUUUGGUCCGCCGACAAGACCGACAAGCCAUUACGUGCGCCCGUGGACAGUUGGUAUGGCGGUUCCGUUGGCUUCCACACGUAUCAUAAUCUGCUUGCCCUUUCGAAUUGGUUCCCGUCCAUCUUGCCAUGGGUGGAGUGGUUCGUGUUCGGCAUGCAGUAUGGCUUUCGAACGGGUCAAAGCACCUCGGCUGUGGAACCAUUACGCACGGGACUGCUCAUGAAUUGCCUCUAUAGCCAAUUCGUGAACGAGUGGGCACUGCCACUCAGCGACGGUCCGGAAGCUAUUCAGCGUCUAUCCGCCUGGCUCAAUGGCGAGCCUCGAGAGAAGCACGAGAUUCCAUUCAGCAGCAAAGGCCUUUAUGUACAUUGCCCCAUUGAGGUCCGGGUCAGCGACACUUCCAAUGACCCAGACCGGGUGCGACCGUACCUUGACAAUACAGCUGAAUAUGGUCCGACGCUGUAUUUGAACGCCACGCUCUACCGUGCAUACCUCAGAGAUCCUCCUUGUCGGGACCGCUACUACGAAGCGUUCGAAUGGUUGAUGCGCGACAUGGGAGCCAAGCCGCAUUAUGCCAAGAAUUUCAUGUAUACCUCCUCUGAGCAGGUCCAGGAGUUACUUGGCAAUGGACUGCAGCAGUGGAGCAAGGUCCGUGACGAAGCUGAUCGUGAAGGCAUGUUUAUUGGCGAAUGGCAUCGGCGCACUCUCGGUCUGGGAAGCACACGCUACGCACUCGAGGAGCGUGAAGUGGCUCGCACGAAAGCAUCAAACGGCGGGCAAUUAUGGGUUGGAGAGGUUCGCAAAGAGUCAAGCGUUCAAGAGGCUUUCCCAGAACAGCCACUAUCGCUUGCCGGUGACAAUCUCACGCCGCUGAACAUCGACACAGUAAGAUCUGGGAGCCCACGUACCAGCAGCACUGCCAGCAGCUUCGACAUGGUACAUGGCGCCGAGACGGAAAAGAGCCAUUUAUGGCACGACAGCGAGCACGACGAGGAUGAGGAUACUGACCAAGUCGAGUCAAGAUUUCAUGGCCACCCAAAGCACAAAGUCUCUGGAACUGCUGUUUUUGAUAAAAUGUGAUGUGCACGGCAGUUCACAACAGGGCUGAAUAGGACGAUUACGAAAAGCUGAACGAUGCAUGCAUGUAAUGUGUAACUCUUCACUCGUCCCGAUCGAGUUUUGAUGAUCCUGCUCAAUCAAUAUGGUUUGAGGAAGUACUUCCUUGCGAGAAUUCUUGAAGAACGUGGCUCCUCUAGAUUAAUCUACUCUAGGCAGUGGAAUUGCAAGCAUCGGACUACUU
Messenger RNA from Pseudocercospora fijiensis CIRAD86, 2237 nucleotides. RefSeq lists its product as uncharacterized. Gene Ontology annotation, molecular function: D-arabinono-1,4-lactone oxidase activity; FAD binding. Lineage: Eukaryota; Fungi; Ascomycota; Dothideomycetes; Mycosphaerellales; Mycosphaerellaceae. Bases 131 to 2017 code for a protein of 628 amino acids. The record is from RefSeq and is a predicted model, not a curated record. The transcript has a single exon. Gene Ontology annotation, cellular component: mitochondrion; membrane.